AUGGGUCCACCCAACUCCAGUUCGCAACCCACGGCCCGCUCACAAACUCCGCUCCACUUCAGAGCCCCGGGCCGAACCCUAACGCGCGGCCCACUUCAAACGCCAUGCAUCGCAUGGCUCGACACCAACAACGGCCCGAUCAGCAACAAACCUUACAAGCGCCAUCGAGAAAGAAUGUCGUCGCGGAGGUUCGAAACCGCGCCACUUCUCCAGGAGACAAGCGCACUAACCAGUAUGCAACAAGACUCCAUUGGUCACAUAAGCGAGGAGCAUUCUUUUAACAUCUCCUCACUCGCGAUCCACAAGGCCCACUCUCGUGCACCAAAUGUGUCCGCCAGCACCUACUCGCGUCCCGCGUUCAAAGUCCGCUACGAGCCGCCUUACAUGGGCCAACAAAUUCAAACUCGCGGCCCGCGCCCGAGUCAGCAUCACAGGCCACAGCCUGGGUCGCGGCCCACCUUCCGCAUCAAUACCCACUCGCGGCCCGCUCCACCCUUCAGCUCGCGCCACCGGGCCCACCUUCCGCCUCAAGCCCACUCGAGGCCCGCUCCACCCUUCAGCUCGCGUUUCUGGCCCACCCCGCUCAGUCGUGCGCGAGGCACCCCAAAAAUCAUGCGUGGUAGACAGGCGUCGAACCGCUGA
Messenger RNA from Linum trigynum, 642 nucleotides. The record is from the annotation of a GenBank genome assembly. Lineage: Eukaryota; Viridiplantae; Streptophyta; Magnoliopsida; Malpighiales; Linaceae.